AUGAAGUUCUCGCUGGCAUUCUUGCUGGUGAUCAGCUUGACCGGCACGAUAAACAGCAGCCCUUUGAACCAGACUCAAUCGCUUGCAGAUGAUUUGGAUGAUUUCCUAUCGCUUCUUCCCCUCGAGAAGAUCAUACCCCUGGUCCAAGAGUACCUGAAAAAUGACAAGGAGGUGCAAAAAGUAUUAGAGUACAUGAAAACUGAAGAUUUCAAGAAAUUGGUACUGCAAAUUGAGAGUAUUCCAGAUGUUGUGAACUUCCUCAAAUAUCUGAAAGAAUCAGGCCUCGAUGUAAUCGAUUUAGUCAACAAAUUGAAUGAUCUGAUUGAGCUACCACCCAUGAAACCCAUCACACGGGUUGCCAUUUCCGGUGGCAUAGCCGGCCUAGUUGCAGACAUCAAGAGUCUCUUACCAUACGAGGAAAUCAAAGCCAUGUACUACGACAAAUUGAAGACCUCAGAGGACUUCAAGAAUUUGAUCGAACGUCUCAAAUCCCCAAAACUCCAGGCUAUCGUAGAUACACUAGCCGCCAACAAGGAAGUUCAGUACAUCGUUAAAACCCUGAAAGCGCAUAAAGUUGAUGUUGAUGUUCUGUUCGAUCUCAUCUCCAAGGUUCUGGGAAUCAAGUUUCCAAAAUCUGAGCUUCGCAGAAGUGUCCGAUCCCUCCACGAUGAUUUCGAAGACUUUGUGGCCCUCGUACCCCUUGACAAAGUCAUUCCUAUUGUUACUGAGUACAUGCAGAAUGACAAAGAAGUUCAACAUGUAAUUGAAUACGUGCAAUCUCAGGACUUCAAGAACCUCGUGACUGAAGUCGAAAGCAUUGAAGACGUUCUCGCCUUCUAUAAUUACCUCCAACAAUCUGGUUUAGAUGUUUAUAAAGUAGUCAACAAGCUUCACGAGUUGAUGGGUCUCCCCCCAUUGGUUCCCCGUGUGGCACUAGCAAGAAUCACCGGUGGAGUUGCUGGUCUUAUAGCAGACAUCAAAGCCGUACUGCCUGUUGAGAAAUUCAGAGCUCUGUACAAGGAGAAAUUGACAUCAUCACCGGAAUUCAAGAGCAUGAUCGAACGUCUGAGAUCUCCAAAAUUUCAAGCUAUCAUUAACAAGCUUUUCACCAAUGAUACUUUCCUUCACCUACUCAAAAAAGCGAAAGAACACGGAGUCCAUGUGGAUGUCAUUGCAGAUUUACUUGUCAAAUUGCUUGGAAUUAAAUUCCCAGGCCAUAGACUGCGUCGUGCGGCUCUUGGCCUUGAAGAAGAUCUAGCUGACUUUCUGGCCCUCAUCCCCCAAAAUGAGAUUAUGCAUAUUGUGGUGCAAUAUUUGGAGCACGACAAGGACGUCCAAAAAGCUGUCGAAUACAUGCAGAGUGCUGAGUUCAGGCAAUUGGUUAAGAUUAUUGAAGAGAUGGAUGACGUCAAAAACUUCUACAAGUACAUCCAGGAUUCAGGUUUGGACAUUUACGGAGCAGUUAACAAACUGCAUGAUUUCAUUGGUCUGCCUCCUCUAAUCCAACAGAGGCUCUUACGCAUUAUCACUGGUGGACUUAAUGGCCUGAUCCAGGAUAUCAAAGCUAUCCUUCCCCUUGAAGAGAUCAAGGCUUUGUACUAUCAAAAAAUGGAAACUUCGCCAGCAUUUAAGCAACUCGUCCAACGUCUGAAUUCCCCUAAAUUUCAGGCCGUUGUUGACAAACUUCUCGCUAACAAAGAGUUUCAGGAAAUCUUAAAAGCUGCCAGAGAAGCUGGAAUCGAUCUCGAGAAGAUAGCAGAUCUGUUGUCCACCAUAUUCGGAUUGAAAUUCCCCUCAGCGAGCGGAAGAAGCAUAGCCCGCAGUCUAUACGUAGACAUCCAUGAUUUUCUCAACCUUCUGCCUAAAGAGAAAAUCGCUGAAAUCUUCUCCGAGUACUUAGCCAAGGAUAAAGAGGUGCAAGCUGCUUACCAAUAUAUUCGGACUCCAGAAUUCAGAAAACUACUUAGUGACAUUGAGGAAAUAGAUGAUGUAUCGGCAUUUCUUCAUUACUUGGAUGAAUCUGGCCUAGAAAUCUAUUACUUGGUCAAUGAAAUCCACAAAAUUAUAGGUCUUCCAAGUCUCAAACCAUAUCUUACAUCUGAGAGAAUCUCAGGUGGUGUUUCUGGUCUCAUCAACGACAUCUUGGCUAUCCUACCAGUCGACAAAAUCAAGGCCCUUUACAACGAAAAAAUGGAGAAAUCGCCACGGUUCAAGAAUCUUGUCGACCGUCUUCGCUCACCAAAGUUCCAAGCUGUUAUAGAUACUCUUAUGGCUAACCAGGAGUUCCAGAAUAUUAUCAAGAAGGCCAAAGCGGCUGGAAUCGAUCUCAAGGCCACAGCAAAUUUUCUCUCCAGGGUCCUUGGUCUUCAUUUCCCAGAAUCUCGGCAGCGUCGCAGCGUACAAUCAGACCUGGAAGACUUCGUCAUGCUCCUGCCCGUCGAAGAAAUCACGAAGAUCGGUAUCAAGUACUUAAUGAACGAUGCUGACGUCCAGGAAGCUGUCAAAUACAUUAGAACCGAUGAAUUCAAGAACCUGCUCAUGGAGCUCCAGGAAGAACAGGACGUCAGUGACUUCCUGAAGUACUUGAAUGACUCUGGUGUGAAUGUCUACAAUAUCGUCAAUUUCCUUAAUGACUUCCUCGGCGUUCCCCACUACCCAAGACCCGUUAGAAUUUCCAGAGCUGGAGAGACAGGUGUCCAAGGCAUGCUCAACGAAAUCCGGGCUAUUCUCCCGCAUGACAAGAUCCAUGCACUUUACGAAGAGAAGCUCAAGACAUCGGAGGACUUCCGGGCCUUCAUUCACCAUUUUAAAGCCCCUCAAAUGCAGGCAAUUAUUGACAGACUCGUUGUCAAUAAGAAAUUUAUUGAACUAGGAUACCAGGCACACAAGCAUGGCAUCAGCAUAGACCAUAUCGUCACUUUCUUGCAGGAAGUGUUCGGCCUCAAGUUUCCAGAAGUCCCCUUCCCACCGAAACCUGCAAGCCUCUACCGUGCAGGAAGUGAACUUCGCGAUGAUUUAGCAGAAUUCCUUGAUUUGCUCCCAGUUGAUAAAAUCACCAAGACUGUGCUCGAAUACACUUUUUAUGACAAAGAAACAAAAGAGACAUUUCAGUACAUCCGAUCUGAGGACUUCAAAAAUAUUAUCAGGACGCUUGACAAGAUCCCUGAAUACAACGAAAUGCUGAAAUCACUGGAUGCUGCGGGUCUUGACAUUUACGAAACAAUUGAAAUAAUUCACAAGUUCAUUGGCUUGGAUGAUAAGCAUCCCUCCAUGGUGCGAAAAAGUCUGCCUGGGAAGCCUGGUGUCUCUGGACUCAUUGAGAAACUCAAGGAGCUCCUCCCUUACCCCCAAAUAAAGCAGCUGUACUACUUCAAACUGGAGAAUUCCAAGGCCUUUGCUGAUUUCGUCCAGCUCAUCAAGUCUGAUAACUUCCAGACUGUAACAAAUACUCUUUUUGCUAAUGAGAAUUUCCAGCAGCUUCUGCGUGAGGCAAAAGCUCACGGUGUUGACCUGAAGGCCAUUUCUGACUUCUUCGCUCGAGUUUUCGGAAUUAAAACUCCACCGGGAGUCAUUGACCCAUGA
Messenger RNA from Diachasma alloeum, 3582 nucleotides. RefSeq lists its product as uncharacterized. The transcript has a single exon. The record is from RefSeq and is a predicted model, not a curated record. NCBI's taxonomy places the organism in Eukaryota, Metazoa, Arthropoda, Insecta, Hymenoptera, Braconidae. Bases 1 to 3582 code for a protein of 1193 amino acids.